CGCAGUACCCGCUACCCGGCCCAUAUACAGUAAGUCGAGCUAGAGUACUGCUACCCGCCGUGAUGAAGGUCCUUAUCGUCGCUGUCACCCUGUUUGCUGUGUCACAGGCACAAUUUGGAAUCGAGUGGAACAAGCUUCCAGACCUGUUUAACUUUGGCACCAAGGCCCCAGGAACAGUAUGUAAGACCUCUGAGGAAUGUGGCGACGGCGAGUGCUGCGUGGAGGACAUCUUUGGACAGGCUGCCCUCUUAGGAAAGCGUCAGCUGAUCUGGCCAUUUACCAAGCAGCAGGGUGUGUGCAAGCCAUACAGGAAAGAGGGAAGCGCCUGCCACCCACUGCACGAGACCCACCUUCAAAGUAGUAUGUACAAAGGAAUGUACCAAUUUUCCUGCCCGUGCGACCCAACCCUGGUUUGCAAGGGAGAAAAAGUCCAACAGACCUUCGGGUUCGUGAUCCACACCAACCCCACCUGCCAGGUUGAUACCGAGACCGGAAGUGGAAAGCCCGACACCGACAAACCAGAGGAAGACUUUUAA
This is a messenger RNA of Lingula anatina, 536 nucleotides long. RefSeq names its product toxin CSTX-20-like. NCBI's taxonomy places the organism in Eukaryota, Metazoa, Brachiopoda, Lingulata, Lingulida, Lingulidae. The record is from RefSeq and is a predicted model, not a curated record.